Molecule: messenger RNA, 2040 nt
Organism: Toxoplasma gondii ME49
Lineage: Eukaryota; Apicomplexa; Conoidasida; Eucoccidiorida; Sarcocystidae
Exons: 5
Coding region: 318-1022 (234 amino acids)
Source: RefSeq, a predicted model, not a curated record
UUGCCGCGCGGUUGGUUCACCUCGAGUUCCGCAUCACCUUUCCGCCACUUUCUUCCCGGAAGCCUCAAGCAGCGGCGUCAUCUGGUCUUUCAUUCACCCCCUCCGUUCGGAUUCGAAGCAUCUGUCGGGGGAUGCACGGCGAAACUCUCGACCUUCCGCGUACCCGAUUUCGGCCGUUCGUCGAGCGCUAGACGCGAGUGUCCGCGACCCAUCAGCCUAACUGAAAAAACAUCUCCCAUAUUAACUAAAGCGUGGGAAAACAGUUGCUUUGAAUAAGAAAGUUGUUUGUCGGAAACUAGGGUCCACUGGUGGAAACGAUGUCGUGCUCCAUUCGAGAUCAACCAGUCUGGACGCGCGUCCGCGUCCCGGCACAAGACUUCGCUCCUCACUCAACGACCGCAACCUACGUUGCUCCGUCGACUUCGUUCGCGAAGUUCACGCAGGACGGCAACUUUUCUGCUCCAGUUGGCGGCUGGCUUCCAGUUUCCCACAGUGCACCGGAGCCCCAACUCUGGCGUCGCGUCCUCCGCAUGAUUGUUGGGCAUGACGCUGCACCUCCAGACACCGAGACGGUCGGAGGAUGGGGAUUUGAAUUUCUCGGAUGGAAGGUGAACUUUUGUGGACACCAGCGGCGCAUCCACGCGCCCAAGAAGCACCAAGAACAGCCUUCUUUAGUCUUCCCGUACUCCGAAUCGAUCUACCACCCGGCAACGGCUUCUGGCCUGGUUCCCUGUUUGGACGAUAGGGGCGAGGGUUUUGCUUCGCCUUUCUCUCGCGUGGACAAACAUCCACAACACGGGGAAUCUUUUUAUCCUCUCAAAUACGCACCUCACGUGCGACAGCCAGCACGCGAGGGCUCUUGGGAACUUCUGGAAAAUUCGUCUUCUCCGCGCCUUCUGCUCCGGUCCAUCGACCCUGCUGAUGUCUGCAAGGACUCCGUCGCCUCCUGUCAGUCCACUGUAUCUGCCGACGACAUCGAUAGUGCAGUCUUCCCCAGCAACCUGGAUCACUAUGUGCGUUAAAAGGAUUUGCAUGCACAUAGACCAGGGCGAGAGCGAAGAGAGGAACCAAAGGGGCCAGAGAAGCGAACACGCAGAGCGGCACGCGAGAGGCUCCUCGUAGGGCACCUCGCCGGCGCAGGGAAAGGAGAGAAAAGACAAGGGGGAAGACCGGGGUCAGAUCUGGCAAAGGAAGGAAAGGAGAAAGGAAUUUUCAGGGUGAGAAGCAGUAGUUUUUAGGAUAAAGAAGGCAUGAGGGUGUGCGAAGCAUGUGAAGAGUCAUGGGGGAAGGAGAGGGGCAGCUGUGUAGGUCAAGAAAUGAAAGUGAGAGAAACGCGAAAUAAAGCAAGGUCAGCUAGAGACAUGUGAGCAGGCAGAGAACGAAGUAAGCGAUAGGAAGAGAGCAGAAAGUCUUGUUUCCGUCUGAGGUUGCGGAGACAAAACCAUGACACAAAGUGCUGUUUCCUUUGUGCAGCUUCAUAGAGAAAUAUAAAUAGCGUGUCUCUAUACCCCUUCAUCUGUUGCCCCAGCUGUGAGAAUGCAGUUGUGUUUUGUUUCGUCAAAAUGCAUGUUGUUCUAGAGAAAGAACCGUGAACGUUUAUGCUCACUUUCUCUUUUCUCGAAUGCAGAGUGAACCACGCGUGCGCUGCGUUGUAUCAUCAACUCGGUUCCGGUGUAGUGACACCGGCGCCAGACCGACGAGGUCUGAGAGCCGUUGCGAUUUCGUCGUUAAGGCAAGGCUCAACAGAUUAGUUACACCAUUAAAUGGACUGCACUGAGUAGCCGAGUUCAAUAAAAGUGACUACUCAAAGUCUUUCUCAUUCCUUUUUCAGGGAAACAUCCUUUCUAUCAAAUGCUUUUCUUUUGUAGGUUUCUCCACGUUUGAAACAUUUCUCAGUUUUAUAAGAGUUUCCAUAUAUCUCGAAUUUUCCACUAUUUAUCUAGUCGAUAGAAAAAGAAAAAGUGACAAGGUCGAAGACAGCUCCUAGAAAUCUCGGCAUCAAGGAAGCCUCUCAGCAGACAGCAUUGUUGCUCUAACUCA